AUGGCGCUAGUAGCGCAGCUCCGGUGGCUCCAGUCUCAAUCCAAGGAGCAGAUCGAUUCCGGUUGCACCUCUCUAGGAGCCAUAUUGGAGGAGUUACUUGAGGUUGGAGCUGCGACCGGUACCGCGCAUGGGCCACCUGCGUUACCACCUUGA
Messenger RNA from Hypoxylon fragiforme, 153 nucleotides. RefSeq lists its product as uncharacterized. The transcript has 2 exons. The record is from RefSeq and is a predicted model, not a curated record. Lineage: Eukaryota; Fungi; Ascomycota; Sordariomycetes; Xylariales; Hypoxylaceae. Bases 1 to 153 code for a protein of 50 amino acids.